AAUUAAUCAAAUUCAGUUACUGGUUAUAGUGAAUUGAGAUAAUGUCUGUUCAAUUAAAUGAGGUGCAAAAAGGUUUAAUAGAUAAAAUAGCAAAAGAAAAUGGUUUCAAUGACUACGAAUUGACAACCAAUAAAGGUACAGAAAAGGGUGAUAAUUUUUUAGGUAUUUUAACUACGGUUACUAUAAAAAAUGGUAAGGACAAAUUAGAAUUGAUAUUAAAAUCAGCGCAUCAAAAUGAAGUUUUCCGAAAAGCUGCAGCUUUACGAGCAGCUUAUUUAAGAGAAAUUUAUUUGUAUGAAAAUAUUUUAACCGAGUUCAAAAAGUAUCAGGAAAUCCAUAAUGUCGUUGAUGUUUUUGACAAUUAUGCCAAAAUAUACGGAUCUUCAACUGUUGAAGAAAGUGAAUGUUUGAUAAUGGAGAAUUUGAAAACACAAGGAUAUCAACUGUGGAAUAAACAACAACCCAUGAACUCGGAGCAUAUAUCGGCAGUUCUAAAAGGUUAUGCAAAAUUCCAUGGUACUUGUAUGGCGAUGAAACACAAGAAUCCAGAAUUAUACGUAAAGAUAACCAAAGACAUAUCAAGUAGUAUAUGGGAAAAUGAAGAAUUUGUAACUAACAAAGAUUUGUUUGAACCGUUCUUUAGAGGAGUAAUGGAUAGCGGUUAUAAAAGUAUUAAGGAUGAUCCUGAUUUAACAGAAUUUCUUAAAACUAUUGAGCCGAAGAUUUUAGAUAUGUUUUCUAAUGGACUAAAAGAUCCUGAAUAUAAAAUAUCUCUUAUCCAUGGUGACAGUUGGUGUAAUAAUCUUCUAUUCAAAUAUGAGGGUAGUGAUAACAAUAUACCUUCAGAUAUUAAGUUUAUUGACUGGCAAAUAUCACAUGUUAAUUCUCCAGCUUACGAUUACUGCUACUUUUUCCUAGCACAUAGUCCAAAAGAAAUAUUAGACGACUACAAAACCUACUUGAAAUUAUAUUAUGAUACUUUUUCAAACCAGCUUAGAAGUUUUAACUGUGAUCCUGAGGAGAUUUUUCCAUAUUCCAGGUUUGAAAACCAUAUAAACCAAUUUAUGUUAUUUGGAUUGUACAUGUGCUUUUCGAUUUUGAAGAUAAUGUUAUGCGAUUCUGAAGAAGCACCCGAUUUUGGUGAAAUGACAGAAGAUGAAGACAUGGUCGAAACAAUGAAUUUUGAAUUUAAAAACUACGACAUAUUUAAAGAAAGGAUUCGAAAUUUAAUUGUAUUUGUAAAAGAUAGUUUUACUGCAAAAUAAAGUAUUUAUAAUCAGGGGCGUCCAUACAAUAAUUUUAGCUGCUACUGAAAAUAUGAACCAUAUAUUUUUAUUUAAUAAUGUGUUUAAAUUAAUUAAAACAUCCGAACAAAAACUAUUUUCAAAAAAAAUGUGUUCUCUUAAAUAAACAAAUAG
This is a messenger RNA of Psylliodes chrysocephalus, 1418 nucleotides long. NCBI's taxonomy places the organism in Eukaryota, Metazoa, Arthropoda, Insecta, Coleoptera, Chrysomelidae. The record is from the annotation of a GenBank genome assembly.